Messenger RNA from Cucurbita pepo subsp. pepo (vegetable marrow), 1705 nucleotides. RefSeq names its product hyccin. Gene Ontology annotation, cellular component: plasma membrane. Lineage: Eukaryota; Viridiplantae; Streptophyta; Magnoliopsida; Cucurbitales; Cucurbitaceae. The record is from RefSeq and is a predicted model, not a curated record. Gene Ontology annotation, biological process: protein localization to plasma membrane; phosphatidylinositol phosphate biosynthetic process.
AAUCGCUUGUGUAUUUGUCUCCACGAUUGACCCAUUGGCUUCGUCGUCCCCCUGCAGGCAGGGGGCUCUGAUCAACGCCACUGAAGAAGAAGCAGUAGAAGCCCUUACACCCAAUGGACUUCCACCGGAAUCCCUCCCUCAACAACCGCCAUUCCUCCUCCCCCUCCUCCUCCUCCUCCUCCACCACCGCUGCUCACAAUCCCUCCGCUUCCGUCUCUGCCACCACCGCUACCGCCACCGCCGACAGCGACCCUAUGCACUCCUGGUGGGAGUCCGUUUCCAAAGCUCGCUCUCGUAUCCAUGCCCUUUCCUCUAUCCUUCCCCCUCAUUCCGAUUCUUUUUUCCUCUCCUCCGUCGCCGAUUCCGACCGCCCGGCCCUCUCUCUUCUAUCAUCUCAUGAUGCCUACUUCGCUAUCUCCUCUGCCCUCUCCUCCUCCGCCGCUGGAUCUGGUUCUGACCCUCUUUGCCACUGGCUUUACGAUACUUUUCUCUCUUCCGAUCCCCAUCUCCGCCUUGUUGUUCUUUCUUUCCUUCCUCUUCUUUCCUCCUUAUACCUUUCUCGAGUCCAUUCUACUUCCUCCGAUUCCCCUUCUCUCCCUUCCCUCGCUGGCUUUGAGGCUGUACUUCUCGCGCUUUAUUCCUCUGAGGUUAAGUCUCGGGCUGGGAAGCCUGUUUUGGUAUCGAUUCCUGAUCUUUCGCAGCCUUCUCUCUACCAUUCUCCUCGGAAUAAGCCCGAUUCUGUUGCCCAAGCUCAAUCCAGGCCGUCUGUUGGGGUUCUUUCCCCUUCACUUGAACCACAGAACGCGGUGAAGUCAACCAAAAGAGCUUGCAUUGUUGGCGUUGCUCUUGAUUGCUAUUAUAAGCAGAUCUCGCAUAUGCCGAGCUGGUCGAAGCUUGAAUUCUGCCGAUCUGCGGCGUCAUGGGCUGGGCAAGAUUGUUGCUGCAAGAGAGAGUUUGAUAAAGAGGAUGAUUUGGAAAUUAGUGGGUUUUCGGAGAAAAGGGCGUUGGAGUUUGAGGAUGAGAUAGAAGAUGUUUCAGAAGAAAUGGGUAAACUACAAAUUGAGAAACAUGGGAGCAAUUCAGAUGAUCCAGAACCUAAGAGGUUCAGAAUUCCGCUGCCGUGGGAGCUUUUGCAGCCAGUGCUUAGAAUUUUAGGACAUUGUUUACUGGCUCCUUUGAAUUCGCAAGAUGUCAAGGAUGCAGCUUCAGUUGCUGUCAGGUGUUUAUAUGCGAGGGCAUCUCAUGAUUUGGUACCGCAGGUAAUAUUGGCAACUCGCAGUCUCAUUCAACUUGACAACAGAGCUCGUGCGGCUGCAAAGGCUGCAGCAUCAGCAAAUUCUUCUUCUAAUGCUAAUACACCCAGCAAAGAUAAGAAACCAGAAAUCCUAUUAGUCUCAAAGUAAAAGAUCUGAAUGUCAUUUGGUGGGCAGGUAACAUGUUGUAUAGUGAAUCUGAAGCGGUUGAACUUUACUUUGUUUAGGUUAAUUCUGUAUGGAUGUCUGUAUUCUUAUAUGAUGGUUCAAUCUCUCACCAAAUUACAAGCCUGCUGAGUUGUACUUUAUAGGGCUUUAUAGUACUUGUGUUUUGUGGCUGAGUAGACCUCUUUGGUUAGAAUUUCAUGUGCUUGCUUAUACAUGGAGGGUGAUUUUUUUGUUACAGUUGGUGUGUAUCGUCAAGGCUAUAAAAAACUCAAGUUUUAUACGUU